Molecule: messenger RNA, 1561 nt
Organism: Pseudogymnoascus verrucosus
Lineage: Eukaryota; Fungi; Ascomycota; Leotiomycetes; Thelebolales; Thelebolaceae
Exons: 2
Coding region: 211-1425 (404 amino acids)
Molecular function (GO): hydrolase activity
Source: RefSeq, a predicted model, not a curated record
ACUCAUACUUGUGCUUAAGCCACAUACGACAAUGAAAAUAACUAUUCAACAAUAGGGCCGCUGUUAUUGAAUUGUUUAAUGUCGUAUUUGUUUCUCAAGGCAUCGGCCCCUAACUGGGAUUCCCCCAUAAUAAUUUUAACCUUAAAACGAUAUUCUCAACACUUGCGUUUUGCUAAGAAAUACCUCGCUCACUAAUAUUGCUUUACCGAUAUGGACUCCAAUACUGGGUAUCGGUGGCUCCUACACCUGAAGGCUAUAAUUUGGAGAUAUCUAAUGUGGAUUGGAAUGCUCAUCCACCAUCGCGCCCAGCCUGCCUCCAGGCCCCCUUCCUUCAUUGUCAAAGCUCCAUCGAGAUUAUCGGUGCAAAGAGGAGAUAUUUGCCUUGUCUUCUACGUCCCAGAGAAAUACCACACCUCUUCGGAUGAGCAUCGUUUUCCAGUCAUCAUUAAUUUCCAUGGCGGUGGAUUUACCUUGGGCACGGGAACUGAUGAUGCCCGAUGGGCGCGCUAUGUUGUGGAGAAGACCGAAGCUGUUUUUGUGAGCGUAGAGUAUCGACUAGCACCAAAGUACCCCUUCAGCGUCGCUGGUGAUGAUGGAACUGACGCCUUGAUAUACCUGGCUGCACAUUCCGAGGAGUUACGUCUUGAUCCCCAAACGAUCAUCCUUGGCGGUUUCUCCGCCGGGGGAAAUCUCGCCUUAACAAUUCCUUUCAUCUUCUACGAGUUAAAAAACGGCAGCGAAAAGCGCUUCUUACGGCCCAAUGACUCAGAUGGAGCCGACCAGAACGAUUUGAGCCAGAUGAACUCGCCUCCUACUGUCCCGCAAGCCUGCCAAGCUAGUUCACAAAGCACUCCUUUAAUUGAAUGCCGGGCGACAGCUUUAGAGACAGUGCAAGAAAUUCCUCCACUUACGAUAUGUGCUAUUGUCUCAUUUUAUCCUCCAACAGACUUUCGAAUACCCCGCGCAACCAAACGCACGACAAACUCUCGGCCUGAACUCAACUUAUCGGCAGCACUCACCAAUCUCUUUGACGACUCGUAUCUCUCAUCGGAAUACGCUGAAACAUCAUUGCAUCUAGGAGACCCCUAUCUCUCACCUGCUGCGGCCAGCGAUGAUCUAUUGAGAGCUGCUUAUCCUCAGUUGAUCAUACUCUAUACCUGCGAGCACGACAUGCUCAAUGCCGAAGGAGUUACAUUCGGGGAGAGGCUGAAGAGUCCAAACAUCGGUAAGACCGUGAAAGGUGGGAUUAUUGAGAAUGUUCCACAUGCAUUUGACAAGAUGCCGAAUCCAAUGAAAUACCGAGAGGCUGCCGAAAGAGUAUAUGGUGAGGCAUGCGCGGAGCUAAUUGCAGCUGGAUUGGGGAGUGGUGCACACCAAACAGAACGGGCACAGCCCAAGCACAGUAAGACGGUAGACAGGUUUUAAGAUAUGAGCAUUGGAGUUGAUGACCAUUUGAUGGCUUACCAGUGGUAUGUUAGCAACUCUGUAUGCCAGUCGCUCUGACCCGAGCCCCGUUAUGGGGCAUUACUAGUUGGCCCCCCCCCCUGUCCAACGAGAUCGG